AUGCUGCAGUCCAUGGGCAAAGACAUAAAGUCGUUCCCUCUUCCGGACAUUGAUGAUAAUUAUGACAACACGGAAGGGGAGGCGAGGGAGGUCAUUGAGGAAAUGGCUAUCGUCGUUGAUGAACACGACAAAUCUCUUGCGUCCUCACUGAACACCGAGCAGCUGAGGGCAUAUGACGAAAUAUUGGCCGCAGUCGACCGACACCAAGGGGGUGUUUUUUUUGUCGAUGGUCCUGGAGGCACUGGGAAGACCUUCCUGUAUAGGGCAUUGCUUGCUAAAGUUCGAGGUGAGAAAAAUAUCGCAGUGGCCACAUCGACGUCAGGUGUUGCUGCUUCCAUCAUGCCUGGAGGUAGGACCGCCCACUCGAGAUUCAAGAUCCCACUCAACAUUGAUGCAGAAGGGUCAUCGUGCAACUUCACCAAACAAUGUGGGACAACCAAGCUCCUAAGGAUGGCUUCGCUCAUCCUAUGGGAUGAGGCCACAAUGACAAAGCGGCAAGCGGUUGAGGCGCUGGACAAGUGCAUGCGCGACAUCAUGGGCCGACGGGACCGGCCUUUCGGGGGCAAGACCGUCGUGUUUGGUGGAGAUUUCAGGCAGGUGCUUCCUGUUGUCAGGAAAGGGAGCCGAGGUCAGAUAGUCGAGGUGACCCUACGGAGUUCGUACCUCUGGAAGGAAAUGCGCCCGCUAAGGCUUGUCACCAACAUGAGGGCGCAUAACGACCAGUGGUUUGCAGAUUACCUAUUGAGGGUAGGAAAUGGCACCGAGGAGACAGACGAGGAAGGCAACAUCCGACUCGCAGAAGAUAUAUGUGUGCCUUCGACAGACAACGAGGUCGACGACUUAGAGAAGCUAAUCAACCAUGUGUUUCCUGCCCUGAACCACAACAUGACGGAUCCUGAGUUCUUGAACGACCUGACUCCUAAUGGUCUUCCUCCUCACACACUUAAGCUGAAGAUAAAAUGCCCUAUUAUACUGCUAAGGAACAUUGACCCAGCUAGCGGGUCGUGCAACGGCACAAGGCUCGUGGUCCGUGGGUUCCAACGGAACGCCAUCGACGCAGAGAUCGUGGUGGGACAACACGCCGGGGAGAGGAUGUUUCUUUCUCGGAUACCUCUGUGCCCCUCCGACGACGACAUUUUCCCGUUCAAAUUUAAGAGGAAGCAGUUCCCGGUAAGGCUCAGCUUUGCCAUGACGAUUAACAAGGCGCAAGGGCAGACCAUCCCGAUUGUCGGCGUCUACCUACCGGAGCCAGUAUUCUCUCAUGGUCAGCUGUACGUGGCGUUGUCCAGAGCCACCGCAAAAAACAACAUUAAGAUCCUCGCCAUCAAGGACAAUGGAAAGGACAAGAACGAGAAAUCAAAAAAGCGAAAAAGAUCCGAGUCCUUAGUAACAACCACAAUGAAUAUAGUUUACAAAGAAGUACUAAGCGGUUGA
This is a messenger RNA of Lolium perenne, 1434 nucleotides long. The record is from RefSeq and is a predicted model, not a curated record. Lineage: Eukaryota; Viridiplantae; Streptophyta; Magnoliopsida; Poales; Poaceae.